Messenger RNA from Hyalella azteca, 3148 nucleotides. RefSeq lists its product as uncharacterized. Gene Ontology annotation, molecular function: vasopressin receptor activity. The record is from RefSeq and is a predicted model, not a curated record. NCBI's taxonomy places the organism in Eukaryota, Metazoa, Arthropoda, Malacostraca, Amphipoda, Hyalellidae. The coding region runs from base 7 to 2445 and encodes 812 amino acids. Gene Ontology annotation, biological process: G protein-coupled receptor signaling pathway. The transcript is spliced from 10 exons. Gene Ontology annotation, cellular component: membrane.
UAGGCAAUGAGUCAGCCAGACAAGAUGGCAGCCAUAUCCACAUCGUGGAAGAGCCCCCACGAUCCUCCCCCAGGCAUCACAUCCCUCACGUUCUCGAGGAGUGUGGAUGUAUGGAUGGAUGAUGUAGACGAGGGAAAUUGUAGCUACAACGCCACAACCUUCGAAUAUAACGCAUGUACCAACGCCUCCAACGCUUUCUUACUGAACGUCAAUUCCUCGACAACUGCAGACCAGCACUCCUACUACUUCUAUGAGGCGGAGCAGUUCGCGGUGCUGUGGCUGCUGCUGCUGUCCAUCGUGCUGGGCAACGCGGCGGUGAUAGCGGCGCUGCGGCUCUCCAAGGCACGCAAGUCUCGCACUAACUUCUUCAUCAUGCACCUCGCACUGGCAGACCUGUCCGUGGGUCUGAUCCAUGUGCUGACAGACCUCGCAUGGAAGACCACGGUGGGGUGGUAUGCCGGCAACGUGGUCUGUAAAGCCGUCAGGUUUGCACAGACGCUGGUGACGUACUCGUCAACGUACGUGCUCGUGGCGCUCAGCAUCGACCGCUACGACGCCAUUACUCACCCGAUGAAUUUCUCCGGCAGCUGGAGGCGGGCACGGCAGUUGGUGGCGGUAGCGUGGGCGCUGUCUGCGGUGUUCGCAGCGCCCAUCCUCGUGCUGUUCGAGGAGACAGAAGUUGACGGCGAGUUGCAGUGCUGGAACUGGCUGACAGAGCCGUGGCACUGGCAGGUGUAUAUGGUGCUAGUGGCACUCACAGUCUUCAUCAUACCGUGUCUGCUGAUAAGCGCCUGCUACGUCACCAUCGUGUUCACCAUCUGGAGUAAAAGCAAACUGAUGAUGAACGCUCAGCGACCCAUGACGGCCUCUGCCAUCGUCACCGCUACGGCACCUCAAUCUUGCCAGAACGGUGGUGAGCGAAGCUCAAUGCGCGCGACGUGCGACGAAGACUCGCGCAGAGCGAGCUCCCGCGGACUCAUCCCGAAGGCGAAGAUAAAAACCGUCAAGAUGACUCUCGUCAUCGUCUUAGUGUUCAUCAUCUGCUGGUCGCCGUACAUCGUGUUCGACUUGCUGCAAGUGUUCGGUUACGUGCCACGAACUCCCAAGAACAUGGCGCUCGCUACCUUCAUCCAGUCCUUGGCUCCCCUCAACUCCGCCGCCAACCCCGUCAUCUACUGCCUCUUCUCCACCCACGUGUGCCGCAACAUCAGGCAAAGGUGUUGUCCGAACAAGAAGCUACCGGCUAAAAAAACAGCGCUGAGCGGACUGGCAGGGGCAGCGGUGAUGCCUCUGGUGCGAGUGCCAGCGAGGACGCUAGCGCCUCAGGUUCCGGACCUUCAAACAAACCUGGAAACUAAAACUGACAGUAAAAAUAAAAAUCAAGGGCAACAACCAGCCAGUGUCAUGUCCAACAAAUCUCCAGAAGACAUAGGUUCCGAGAUAAUAACUACGCAAAAUUAUAUCAAAAAUAAUAAACCUCAUGACCUUCCGAAAGCUAAAGACGUCGUCGAACUUGUCCUGGUAAACGAGAAACAGAAGCAACUACCCACCAACUUUUUGUUCAACCAAACUCUUGAUGGCAUCUCACAGCACGAAAAUAAUUUUCUGAAUAUGGCCUUCAAUCAGCGAACCCUGGCGGAGUUUCCAGCAGCUCCGGAGAAUCGACUUAAUAUGAGGUCUGUAGGAAUGGAAAACAUGGAAUGCAUGGAACGUAAGAUAAAAUCUCGAGAAGAUUUGCAUGAAAGAAAUAAUGAAUUGUCUUUAUGGACAAAAGUGUGUGAUGCAGCUCAGGUGCAAACUGUUAUUGUGUCGCCAAGUCAGCAAAAUUUCCCACCUUUGCUGAAAAAUAGACUAAGCUUUCAGGGAUUGGCAUCUCUGGAACCUCAUGGCGCUCUCAAAAAGAGAUCGUCUGAAGGAAUCCUAAAUUCAUGUAAAGAUUCUUCCGUUCAUGUUCAGAAAAAUCCUUUGCCUGAGAAUCAUGAAACAUCAAAUUCCACGACGACCAAAAAUGGUUGUAAAAAAGUUUCUCUGAAUCUUACCAUCAACAAUGUGCUCGAUGACUUUGUUACGAAAAAUUCCUUACCACCGAUCUUGAGGAAAAAGGAACCGAUACAUGAUCGAGGUCCACCAGAUCGUAGAUCUGUACAGUACUUGUUGGGCAGUAGAUCAUCGCAUCACUUACGAUCGUCGCGACGAUCUCUCCACAUGGACACCAAUGUUCCCUCUGAUCAACUCAGCGCCGAUGUCACGCAGAAACCGCAGAAUGUCAGCGCAUCUCGUCGCAAAAGUUCUGGAUGCUCAACGCUGGCAUCCACCAGGAAUGUCAGUAAUAAAAUCGGAUCGGAUUCAAACCUUGAGCUUCCUUUGCGCUAUUCGGUAUUGUGUCGAUUUUCUAAAUCGACUUCGAAUCCUUGUAUUUCUCAAUCCAAGCUUAGUCAUCUAUAAAACAUAAAGAUUUAUGAUAAUUAUUACCACAACAUGAUUGUUGUCUGAUUAUUAUAAUGACAGCAAUGGUUUGGGCAAAUCUCAUGCACUGUUAACAUUAACCAAUAUAAAAGUAGGGUUUUAGUUGCAACGUAAAGCGGAAAUCAAUUAAAGUUAAAUAAGUUUAGCAUCUGCGUCUUCCGUAAGAGUUACAAUAAAUUGUAUUAACUUAACUUUAAAAAUUUGAGAAAUAUAUUAUAUGUUAUAAACGUCCAUGUUGAGAAUUACGUCGCUAUAUCCGUCCUGUUUUGAUAAUAACGUUAAACUAAAAAUAUCAGUCGAUGAGAUUUUCCUUCAAUUAAAAACUAAUGAUAAAGGAGCUCCAUCUUCCAGGUAGAAAAACGUUUGGAGUUCAAAUAAAAGUUUUGUUCGUAUAUAAAAAAAAUUGUAUGAGGAAUCCAACCUAUUAACGAUUACUUAAUGAAGUAGCAAAUAUUAUUUCGGCUUGAAUUAUUAUUUCGGCUUAUUUGAAGUAGCAACAAUAAUUUAAUGUUCAAGCUAGUCGCGAGCAUCUAGUGCGUUAAUUAAUUUUAUUAUUGAUAAACGUACUUAACUAUAAGUGUUUCGUAUGAUGAAUAGGCUUAAUAAGUAAAUUCACUUAGAGAAUGUGUUCAAUACCGUAAUUGUAACGUAAUUUUACAUGUAUAUUUAGAAUAGCACUGGA